Molecule: messenger RNA, 1988 nt
Organism: Vicia villosa (hairy vetch)
Lineage: Eukaryota; Viridiplantae; Streptophyta; Magnoliopsida; Fabales; Fabaceae
Exons: 3
Coding region: 1-1044 (347 amino acids)
Molecular function (GO): DNA binding
Source: RefSeq, a predicted model, not a curated record
AUGGCAUCUUCUGAAACACCAUCAUCACAACCACCAUCACAAGAAGCCCCUUCAGCUCAAAGUUUAGUUCAAACUAAUGUUAGAGGAAAGACUGAUAUAGCUUGGGCACAUUGUACUAAAAGUCCUGAUGAAAAAUCUCUUGUUUGUAUAUACUGUCACAAAGCUUUUGGUGGAGGUGGAAUUCAUAGGGUAAAGCAACACUUGACUGGAAUAGUAGGAAAUGUUGAAAUUUGUAAGUCAGUGCCUGCAGAAAUUCGUUUUCAGAUGAAACAACAUUUUAAUGAGCGGAGUAAGAAAAGAAAAACUUCAGAUAUGGCUGAAAGCGAGUCAUUUACUACCGAGGGGGAUGAAUUGCAAGUACAAACGAACCCACGGGUUGGUGCAUCUAAAAAGAAUGAUGCUCGCAUUGGUACUUAUUUUUUACCUAGAACAACUCCGGGAGCUCAACCUACUUUGAAAAGUGUGAUGCAAAGUAAAGAAGUGGUAGAAAAAUGUGAUCUUGCUAUUGCGAAGUGGUUUAUUGAUGCAUCUAUUCCUUUUAAUGCUGCAAAUUCGCCUUAUUUUCAACCUGCAGUUGAUGCUCUUUGUUGUAUGGGUGUUGGAUAUAAGGUUCCUACUAUGCAUGCCCUUCGUAGUAAUUUGUUAAAUAAGUGGGUUGAUGACGUGAAGAUACAGAUAGAGCAAUAUCGUUCUAUUUGGAAGGAUACAGGUUGUACUCUUAUGGCAGAUGGGUGGACUGAUUGUUGUAGAAGAACUCUUAUCAACUUUUUAGUUUAUUGCCCCAAAGGAACUGUUUUCAUAAAGUCUGUUGAUGCCUCUGGUGCUUCUAAAACUGCAGAAACAUUGUUUAAGCUUUUCAAGGAAGUAGUGUUGUAUGUUGGCCAGGAAAAUGUUGUUCAAGUCGUUACAGAUAAUGUUGCGAAUUAUGUUGCUGCUGGAAAGUUGUUGGAAAGGGAGUUUCCUAAGUUGUUUUGGUCUCCUUGUGCAGCACACUGUAUUAAUUUGAUGUUGCAAGACAUGGGGGAAAUUAGAGGAAGUAAGUGAGACAGUGUCACAAGCUUCAAAAAUUACCAAAUACAUAUAUAAUCAUUGUUUUGCAUUGUAUUUGAUGAGACAACAUACAGGUGGAAGAGAAAUACUUCGUCCUGCUCCAACCCGUUUUGCUACUAAUUUCAUUGCAUUGCAAAGUAUUCUGUCUCAUAAAGAUGCACUAAGAGUCAUGGUAACAUCCAAAAAGUGGACAACCACAACUUAUUCCAAAGAUGUCAAGGCAAAGCAAUUUGUGGAACAAGUCUUAGACUCAAGCUUAGUGCAUCUGGUUGUGAACGAAAUUGGAGUGUGUUUGAACACAUUCAUUCAAAAAAGAGAAAUAGGUUGGAGCAUCAAAAGCUUAACGAUCUCGUUUAUGUUCGUUACAAUUUACGGCUACAAAAUAGAACCAAGAAGAAACAAAAUUAUGAUCCUAUUAAUUUUGAAACAUUUGGUGAUCAUUCUAAUUGGGUGUUGGAGGAUUCCCCACCAUUCUUGACAAUUGAGGAGGUGGAAGUGCUAAGCAAAGAUCUUGCUAGUAUGACAAUCCAACCUAUUUCAAAUGAUAUUGAUGAAUUAAAUUUGGAUGAGGUUGAUGUUGAGGGAGAUGCACCACUUAACUCCGGAGAAAACAACCAAAGUAAUGAUAUCAUUGAUGGGGAAGAUGUUGCAAAUGCGAUUGAUUUUGUCGUAGAUGGUUUUGAUAUUGAAGGAGAUCCCAACAUUGAGAUAAUUUUACCUCAUUGGAACUAAAUUUAAUAGAUAUUUGAGUGUUUUGGUUCUAAAGUAUUCAAUUAGUUUAUGUUGCAAUUAGACUUUGUAAUUUGUACUACUUUGUUAUGUGUAAUACUUAUGUUUAAAUUUGCACUAAAUUUGUAAUUUUUAAGUGCCGAGCAAACUAUAUUUGUGCUUUUUAAGAGCCUUAAACUAUAUGGAUUAUUAGUAUUUUCAGCACCUAA